CCCACAUUUCACAUCCUCAGUCAUCUCCCAUUUUGAAACCCUAGCCGACCCCCCGCCCCACAUCAAGAUGCAGAUCUUCGUCAAAACCCUGACGGGGAAGACCAUAACCUUAGAGGUUGAGUCCUCCGAUACAAUCGACAACGUCAAGGCCAAGAUCCAAGACAAGGAGGGCAUCCCACCCGACCAACAGCGCCUUAUCUUCGCCGGGAAGCAGCUCGAAGACGGCCGCACCUUAGCCGACUACAACAUCCAGAAGGAAUCCACUCUCCACCUCGUCCUCCGUCUCAGGGGCGGCGCCAAGAAGAGGAAGAAGAAGACCUACACCAAACCCAAGAAGAUCAAGCACAAGAAGAAGAAGGUCAAGCUCGCAGUGCUCCAGUUCUACAAGGUGGAUGAGUCCGGGAAGGUUCAGAGGCUGAGGAAAGAGUGUCCUAAUGCGGAGUGUGGGGCCGGGACUUUCAUGGCUAAUCAUUUUGAUAGGCACUAUUGUGGUAAGUGUGGGCUCACUUACGUUUACCAGAAGGCUGGUGGAGACUGAGUAGCGUCCGGCUCCACCUUCAGUAAAAAAAAAAACGAAUCAAUAGUUCAUUUUUAUCAGUAUGAGUAGCAUUAAUAUUCAUAAUAUUUGGACCUUUUUUAUUUAUUUCUAAUGUUAUGAUACUUUGGAUAUGAUUUUUGACUUCUGCUUACCAAUUUGAAUUGAAUUAUGGGUUUUUCUA
Molecule: messenger RNA, 719 nt
Organism: Gossypium raimondii (Peruvian cotton)
Lineage: Eukaryota; Viridiplantae; Streptophyta; Magnoliopsida; Malvales; Malvaceae
Product: ubiquitin-40S ribosomal protein S27a
Exons: 1
Coding region: 68-538 (156 amino acids)
Biological process (GO): modification-dependent protein catabolic process; protein ubiquitination; translation
Cellular component (GO): nucleus; cytoplasm; ribosome
Molecular function (GO): structural constituent of ribosome; ubiquitin protein ligase binding; protein tag activity
Source: RefSeq, a predicted model, not a curated record